Bacillus rossius redtenbacheri is the source of this 5944-nucleotide messenger RNA. RefSeq names its product glutamate receptor 1-like. The record is from RefSeq and is a predicted model, not a curated record. Gene Ontology annotation, biological process: synaptic transmission, glutamatergic; modulation of chemical synaptic transmission; monoatomic ion transport. Gene Ontology annotation, molecular function: glutamate receptor activity; transmitter-gated monoatomic ion channel activity involved in regulation of postsynaptic membrane potential. The transcript is spliced from 19 exons. Lineage: Eukaryota; Metazoa; Arthropoda; Insecta; Phasmatodea; Bacillidae. The coding region runs from base 3 to 2813 and encodes 936 amino acids. Gene Ontology annotation, cellular component: postsynaptic density membrane; plasma membrane.
CCAUGGGAUGCUGUGACUGGAUGGGGGCGCGCGCGGCAGGCAGGGUCGCGAUGGCUGUGUGCGGUGUGUGCUGGCUGCUGGCCGUGCAGGCCACUGUGCUGAGCAGCACGGCGGCCGACAAGAUCCCGCUGGGGGCCAUCUUCGAGCAGGGCACGGACGAGGUACAGUCGGCCUUCAAGUUCGCCAUGCUGACCCACAACCAGAACGUGACGGCGCGCCGCUUCGAGCUGCAGGCCUAUGUGGACGUCAUCAACACGGCGGACGCCUUCAAGCUGUCGCGCCUCAUCUGCAACCAGUUCUCGAGGGGCGUGUUCUCGAUGCUGGGCGCCGUCAGUCCCGACUCGUUCGACACACUGCACUCCUACAGCAACACCUUCCAGAUGCCCUUCGUCACGCCCUGGUUCCCCGAGAAGGUGCUGACGCCCUCUUCUGGGUUCCUGGACUACGCCGUCAGCAUGAGGCCCGACUACCACCAGGCCAUCAUCGACGUGGUGCGCUACUACGGUUGGAGAACGAUAAUCUACCUCUACGACUCCCACGACGGGCUGCUGAGACUGCAGCAGAUCUACCAGAGCCUGCGGCCCGGGCGACAGUCCUUCCAGGUGGAGUCCGUCAAGAGGAUACAGAACGCAUCCGAGGCCAUCGACUACCUGCACAGCUUGGAGGAGCUCAGCAGGUGGGGCUACAAGUACGUGGUGCUGGACUGCCCCACUGACAUGGCCAAGGAGAUCGUGGUGAGUCACGUGCGGGACGUGACCUUGGGCAAGCGGACCUACCACUACCUGCUGAGCGGCCUGAUCAUGGACGACCGCUGGGAGACGGAGGUGAUCGAGUACGGCGCCGUCAACAUCACGGGGUUCCGCAUCGUGGACUCGUCGCGGCGCUACGUCAGGGACUUCCUGGAGGGCUGGCGGCGCCUGGACCCCGCCACGUCGCACGGCGCGGGCCGCGAGUCCGUCUCGGCGCAGGCCGCGCUCAUGUACGACGCCGUGUUCGUGCUGGUGGAGGCCUUCAACAAGCUGCUCCGCAAGAAGCCGGACCUGUUCCGCGGCAACUUCCGCCGCGGCCAGAUCUUCAACAACGGCAGCCGCGGCAUCGACUGCAACACCAGCACGCACCGCGUCGCGCCGUGGGAGCACGGCGACAAGAUCUCCCGCUUCCUCAGGAAGGUGGAGCUGGAGGGUCUGACGGGUGAGGUGCGCUUCAACGAGGACGGUCGCCGUCAGAACUACACCCUGCACGUCGUCGAGAUGACUGUCAACAGCGCCAUGGUCAAGGUGGCCGAGUGGACGGACGAGGCGGGCUUCAUGCCGGUCGCCGCCAAGUACGUGCGCCUCAAGCCGCACUACGACAUCGAGAAGAACCGCACCUACAUAGUGACCACCAUCGUGGAGGAGCCGUACAUCAUGAUGCGCACCCCGGAGCCAGGGGAGAACCUGACGGGCAACGACAGGUUCGAGGGCUACUGCAAGGACCUGGCCGACCUCAUAGCGCGGCGGCUUGGCAUCAACUACGAGCUGCGCAUCGUGAAGGACGGCCAGUACGGCGCCGAGAACCCCGACGUGAAGGGUGGCUGGGACGGCAUGGUGGGCGAGCUGGUCAGGAAGGAGGCCGACAUCGCCAUCGCGUCCAUGACCAUCACGUCGGAGCGCGAGCGGGUGAUCGACUUCAGCAAGCCCUUCAUGUCGCUGGGCAUCAGCAUCAUGAUCAAGAAGCCGAUGAAGCAGAAGCCGGGGGUGUUCAGCUUCCUGAACCCUCUGUCCAAGGAGAUCUGGGUGUGCGUCAUCUUCUCCUACGUCGGCGUGAGCAUCGUACUGUUCAUCGUGUCACGCUUCUCGCCGUACGAGUGGCGCCUGGCCGACCCCCAGAGCUCGCCCCAGGGCAGCUCCGUCGCCAACGACUUCUCCAUCCUCAACAGCCUGUGGUUCUCUCUGGGCGCCUUCAUGCAGCAGGGAUGCGACAUCUCCCCCAGGUCCAUCUCAGGCCGGAUAGUGGGCAGCGUGUGGUGGUUCUUCACGCUCAUACUUAUCUCGUCGUACACGGCCAACUUGGCGGCCUUCCUCACUGUUGAGCGCAUGGUGGCACCCAUCAACUCUCCCGAGGACCUGGCCUCGCAGACCGAGGUGCAGUACGGCACGCUGUACCACGGCGCCACCUGGGACUUCUUCAGGAGGUCGCAGAUCACGCUCUACAGCAAGAUGUGGGAGUUCAUGAACUCGCGCAAGCACGUGUUCGUGCGCACGUACGACGAGGGAAUCAGGCGCGUGCGCACGUCCAAGGGCAAGUAUGCGCUGCUGAUCGAGUCGCCGAAGAACGACUACAUCAACGAGCGCGAGCCCUGCGACACCAUGAAGGUGGGCAGGAACCUGGACGCCAAGGGCUUCGGCAUCGCCACGCCGCUGGGGUCUCCACUCAGGGAUGCCAUCAACCUGGCUGUGCUGUCCCUCAUCGAGAACGGCGAGCUGACGAAGCUGAAGAACCGCUGGUGGUACGACCGAACCGAGUGCAAGCACGGGGACAAACAGGAUGCAUCCCGGAAUGAGCUGUCAUUAAGCAACGUGGCGGGCAUCUUCUACAUCCUGAUUGGCGGGCUGAUACUGGCCAUGGCAGUGGCGCUGCUGGAGUUCUGCUACAAGUCGCACACAGAGGCUUCUCGAGCCAAGAUCCCGCUCGCGGACGCCAUGAAGGCCAAGGCGCGCCUCACCAUCGGCGGCGGUCGGGACUUCGACAACGGCCGGUACUACACCCCGGCCAACCAGAUCAACAACGCCGACGUCGACCCCGUGCACAGCAACACCCACACCCAGGUCUGAUGGUAGAGCCGCCCUGCUCUGGACACCACUGCCCGGUCCUCGCCAAGGUCACCGGCCUCCCUCCAGCUCUUCUCGACCUGCUGCGAGCCUGCACGCCGUGCUCUGGAGCUCCUGGUCGCCAUAUGUACCGUCACGCCCCAACAGUCUCUUUGCACUUCCUGCCGUGAUAGCAUGGAAGCGAUGUUUAGUGAAGCAACUGUUUCCUUGCUUGUGAAACCAUCUAUAGCUGAACAUAACACAAAACAAUGUAAUUGAAUAAUCUUAAUUUUAAAGAAAUCAGACUCCUGACUCUAGUGUGGCACUCCAACAUAUUUACGACGAGGAAUAAUUUGAGGGACAAAAGGGUAGGUAUCAUCAGCUGGUAAAACACUGAACAUAUUCUAAAUGUUUCCUUAUAGAGACCAUUGACUAUGAAAGUUGUUUUUUAAUGAAUCUUAUAAUGUUGGUGUUUACAUCAAUAAGUAUAGGGAAGAAUAUAAUUAUCAGUGAAAAUGGAUGAGUAUGUGGACAUGUGAGCAGAGCUGUUUGGCAAAAUGUGGUGUUAUCACAUGCACUUGUCGUUUCUUUCCAACCAUUUCCGAUCAACAUCGCUCUGCCAAUGUCGUUCGAUGUCUGGGUGUGCGAGUGAAAGAUGUAGCCACUGCAUGAAGUCUGGGACAAAAUGUGCCUGAGAAUCAAGGCAACAACUUAUAUCCUGCUCACUGAUUGUUUGGAUUUAUCAUCUGAAUGUUUUCCUUUAACAAGUCGACAAAUUCCCACAAACUAGUUGUACAUUAAAGCUCGCAUUAAUUGCGUGUAUGUAGGAGAAUGAUAUAAAGAAAGAAACAGGUAUCUACAGCAGAAAAUAUCCAAGAUUAUUGACUCACUGAUUUCGCACAUAUAAAAAAAAGACGUAAUUGCUUAACCUAAUCCCGGAAAAAAUUUCCCGUUGGCUGAGAAGCACUAUAACACAGGUUGACUUCUCUUUUGCACUCAUGUGCGAAACCUUGUAUAAUUUGGGAGUCAAUGAAGGCCCUGGGGUAUUAAUAAUGGAUCCUAUUCGUGUUUUAUGUCAUCGUGCCUGCAGAUGAUAUAUGCGAAAUCUCGAUAUUCAUUAUUGGACAGUUCUCAGUAAAGUAAAUUUUGCUUAGAUUGCUACAGUAUCUAAUUAAACUAGUUGGAUUAACGUUCUUCUGUAACGCAAUUCAGCAGAUCAUUUGGUGGUGUCGUCCAGCUAGAAUUUCUGAGAAAAAUGGAGAAAUACAAGCAUUAUAAGGCAUAUUUUUGUCGUAUGGCAGUUUCAAAAAUUACUGCAAAUGAUGGUGAAGGAGUCAUUGUGUUACUAUUCUGUACUACCAUCGCACGAAUGCGAUCUAUUAUGUGGCGCUAUUUAAAUUAAUAAUUUAAUUUUAUAAGUGUCAAAUUAUUGUAAGUGUCCGGUGAUUUCAUAAUUAUAUACAUACUAACACGUAAUGCCCAUAACUAAAGAGUUACUUUAUAAACAAUGUUAACAGAUGUUUUCUCAUGGGACAACAUAAACACAUUUUUUUUAGAGUCAAAUGCGAACGGGCUACAUAUAGGUAGAUGUUCAUGUAAAAAGCACUGAAUGCUAAAUAUCUCAUUAUUUAAAAAAAAAUUUGGAAGAUAAAAAUGAUUACUGUGAGUCAACCUCAGAAGAUAGACAUAUGUUAUCACGAACUUUUCUGUAGAUUUUUUCAAGACCUACAGUUCUGUAGUACAUUAAUUUGAUGUAUCAGUCAUAUAUAAGUCAGCGUAAGCCAUGUAAGUGCCAUAAAAGUUUCUUUUUAUGAAUACAUUACAAAACAUCGAAAUUUCUGUAUUAUCUCUGAAUUUAAUAUGAAUAUUAGAUACAUAAACCUUCCGGAAAAAAAUAUCUACGUAAAUAUUGGUGAAAACCACAUAAACGUUCGUGUGUAGUAUAGUAGAGGUAAUCGAACAGAGAGAGGCGGAUAGCAACUUUGUAUUAUAAUAUUCAAUAAAUAUUAAAACAUGUGGUGUGAAAACUUAAAACAAAAGAUGUAAAUGCACCGCAGUUUAUUGAAUAAAAUCCCUGUAACUUUUAGAGUAACAAAGAAAUGAGGCGAUUUAUUUUUGAGACUUAUGAAACUCUUUCGAACCAUUUUUUAUCUCUAACAGGAAUAUUCGAGACUAUCCUUUCUUUCUAACGUGGUUGGGUGUCCACCAUUCCCAUCUCUUAUCGAACUAGGCAAGUGCUGUGCCACUAAUUACAAAGCGCGAUACGGCUCUUCGUCGAAAUCUUUCGGUAUUGAUCUACUUUAUCUUCCAGUGCUGGUUAUCUUCGCCAUCUGCUGAAAAAUAUUGAGAUCUUUCUGAUAGCACGCCAGGUCUGUAAUUGUGCUGAAAAAAGAUUAGGUUUCAUAAAAACAAGCACAGUUGUGAUUUAAUACAGUUUCUUGGACAAACGCCAUUGCAGUAUUGCACUUUUGGUCAUUGGAAAAUUUCAUAGAUGGAAAAUAAGACAUUAAAAGGAAAACAUAAACUCACAGAAAACAACCCCAAUUCAGCUGAUGUCAAACAGAUAAACCAAACGAUGAACCUAAACAGCUAUGGAUAACGAAAGACGAAAGCACAGUCGAACACAUUCAAAACUUAAAUAUCAGACACACAGGAAUUUCGUGAAAGGAAUUUAGUCAUGAAAAUAUAAUAACAUCACAGACGAACAUAGUUUCCAAAAAUUCGCAACUAUAUUGGUCAUAGGAACAGAUUGAAUAAAUCAUUCAAAAAACGCACAUUUUUAAUUGCGGGAUUUGGCUUUUGCCUUGAUAUCAGGCCGAGACUGUGUCCCUAGCAGUUAUCCUAACAUGUAGAAUGCUAACUAAAGUUUUUUGUAAAUAUAUUGUAAUACAUAUUUACUCGUGUGCCAUGUUAUGUCCAAAAAAAAGAUUAGCCCGCCUGCUGCCCUGUGACUGAGGCUGCCAUUGCACAUGUGUUCGACGUGGCGAAUCUUGAUUCUCCCGGGUGUGUCUCUGUGAACAUGUCAUAAUUGUUAUCUACUCAUUGUUGCAUCCUUAUUUAGUGAUUGGAUCAUUCCUUGGCAGAACUUGUGAUGUUCUUAUGAUUAUUAUAUUUCAGAAGUGUAAAUAAACCAACUGAUUAAAUUUUUUAAACUA